This is a messenger RNA of Hippocampus zosterae (dwarf seahorse), 4210 nucleotides long. Its product is annotated as claudin-4-like. Gene Ontology annotation, cellular component: bicellular tight junction; plasma membrane. Gene Ontology annotation, biological process: bicellular tight junction assembly; cell adhesion. Gene Ontology annotation, molecular function: structural molecule activity. Bases 361 to 1281 code for a protein of 306 amino acids. The record is from RefSeq and is a predicted model, not a curated record. NCBI's taxonomy places the organism in Eukaryota, Metazoa, Chordata, Actinopteri, Syngnathiformes, Syngnathidae. The transcript is spliced from 2 exons.
CCGCCCGAGCGCUCGGUGUCGAUUGGGGUCGAUCUGCCCCGGGGUUUAGUUUGUGACUAUGGAUUCUUGUCCUUUUCAGUUUUUUUGUUUUGGAUUUCGUUUUUUAUCCAGACAUUUUGUCAAGUCCACCGUGCCUCCGCCGCCACCUUCGUGACACCAGGAAGCGACGAUGCGGCCGAGUGAGGCUCCACCCGCCGAGCUCCCAAAAGAGCGGACGCGGUGCGUCUCCGCCCACCUUCAGAGCAGUCGCGCGCAGGUGACGCCGAGCCGAGGACACUCGCAGAGAGGAGAAGACGCGGCACAUCUGCCGCGCUGACGACGACUCCCGAGACCAACGUCGAGACCUCUGAGGCGGCGGCCAUGGCGUCGACGGGCACGCAGCUGCUGGGGAGCGGACUGUGCCUGCUGGGCUGGGCGGGCGUGAUCGUCAGCUGCCUGCUGCCCAUGUGGCGAGUGACGGCGUUCGUGGGGAGCACCAUCGUCACCUCGCAGACCGUCUGGGAAGGCAUCUGGAUGAGCUGCGUGGUCCAGAGCACGGGCCAGAUCCAGUGCAAGCCCUACGACUCCAUGUUGGCGCUGAGCGCCGACCUGCAGGCGGCCCGCGCCCUCACCGUCCUGGCGGCGGCCACCGGCGCCGCCGGCCUGCUUCUGGCUUUCGUCGGGGGCAAGUGCACCCGCUUCCUGGACCGGGAGGGGUCCGGGUCCAAAGGCAGGGUGGCGGUGGCGGCGGGGGCGGUCCUGCUACUGGCGGGGGUGCUGUGUCUGAUUCCCACCGCGUGGGUGGCCGGCGCCGUGGUCCGGACGUUCUACGGCGCGGCCGUCGACGCUCAGAGGCGCGAGAUGGGCGCCUGCCUCUACAUCGGCUGGGGGGCGUCCGUCCUGCUCAUCCUGGGAGGCGGGCUCUUCAUCAGCGCCGCCUGCCCGCUGGAAGCGCGCGGCGCCGACAAGAGCCCGUCCCUUCGCUACCUCAUGGUCCGGUCGUCCGCCGGCUCCCUCCGCAGGGUUCCGGCCGCGAGGCCCGCCGGGACGGUUUUCAGCGGCCCUCCCGCCUACCGGCCGGCGUCCUCCGAGUCCGAGCCGAGCGGCGAGGCCGCCUGGGGGCGCGUCGGACACAACUCCCAAAGGCUAAAGCGAAUCGACUCGACGCCCUCGGAGAAAAGUGACGCGCCGUCUGCCGAGUCGCAGCUGAAGCCAGACGAGCGGGACCGCGCCAAGACUUUGGACUCCGAUGGCAGCCGACGUUCAGAGUCGUCCUCUAACCCUUCAAAGACCUACCUCUGACCCGGACCUGACGCACCACAGAUCUGGACUGGCGGAUCAAAGUCCAGUUUUUGUUGCCCUCGACUAACUCUGACCCGUGUACGCCAAAAAAGACCGAGAGCGGGACUUCCAAGUCCUACCUCCGAUGUGGACUUGCGAAAUCAAGGCCAUAUGAUACAUCGCUGAUCUCUUUGACAUGAACCGACUCCAUUUGACAGCUCAAAAUCCGGCCAUGAACCCGAACUCAUUCUCAUCCGCAGACUUCAAAGACCUAAACUGACCGUUUCAGACCAGGCUCUACCUUUUGACCUGGACUGACUCGCCGGGUAUUUUCCAAAGACCCAGACUAACGCUGCCCCUUUGAUGAGCAGCGAGAGUUUUCCAAGUCUUCGUCGUACCUUUGAUCCGCCUUGACUUCUUCCCCGGACACUUCAAAGAACUCGACGAACCUCGUCCUCGGCUCGGAGGGGCAACGGGAAGCGGGCCUCGAGAUUCUCUUUCGGGGCGAGCGAGGUUGGAUCGGGUCGGUCGUGAGCUCACCGGAGGAAUCGCCGAGGUUUCCUGAGCUCUUUUUAGGAGAGGCCCAUUUUCAGUGCUUUGGACGGGUCCAGAGGAGGUGGCGUGACGCUAGCGCUAAAAGGGCGAUGGGGGCGCUGGGUAAGACGGUCGGAGGACGACCGAAGCGAGACCUGACGGAUACGGUGACCCCCGAGCGGGUUAAGCCCAAAGGAACCAGAGCAGAAAAUGAAGAGACGGCAAAGACCUUUUUGGCCUGCACAAAGUCUCGACGGAACCCAAAUUGUUCUCUCUGAGUCGACCCGCCUCGAGUGGAUGUGUUCUUUGACACCAACGUGUCUUUGCCGUUUUCUGUGACAGGAAGCGACACGUGACCUCCCCUCUGGCAUCAUCUGCGUUUCGGUCCUGCUUGGCUCGGCGGGACUUGAUUUCAAAAUGUGACAUUUUCAACCCGGAACCUCUGAAGGCAAAAUGACCAGACUUGUCCUUGCGACUGAGGAAGACACAUCAACGCGCACUCGUGGAAAAUAUCGGCAGUAAAACUUGCGGUGGCGGUUGAACCGCGACGCCUUUGAGUUGUUUCUUUUUGGAGCGCGCCUAUUUUGACUGAAGGCCAGUCAAUACUCUGCGCGAAGGCGGCAGUUUCGCCUGCGGCCGGUCAAACCGGUUUGACAGAAAGUCUUUGCGGCUGCCAAAAGCGUUUCUCUUGCUUUCGCCACGCCCGUAUCAUCGCUCAUUGCGUCAUCGCGACGCUUGGCCUCUCGCUCUUCCGUGCGCGCACACGCUGAAAUAAUGUGUUCGGGAAAUCACGGUCGACGAGCCCCUCGGGUGAGGCUCUUUUGCGGGUUUCAAAGGUCAGUUCUUCGCAGUGGCGUUCCGUCAGGGCCAGCAAGGCCUUCUCUGCUGGCCUAAACAUUCUCAGAAAAGUACAUUUAUUACAUUUAAUACAUUUACUUUUCUGAGAAUAACACAUUUCAUUUGUUAUUUUAGAUUCCUUUUUUAUGUCAACAAAAUUAUUCUCUGUAUUCUUUACGUCAUAUUAUUUCCACUUGUAACUUAAAUAAAGUAAUCAAAUAAAUAACUGAUUUCUCACGGUAGAGUUUUUAACCAAUCCUAUUUCAGUUAGCUUGUGUUGUCAGGUCAACUAAACUUGCUCGAGGCCUUCAGAUGAAACGGAGCAGGCCCCUCCCUGUGCGCUGUCAUUGAACGUCCACGGUCAGCUCACAAUAGCCAAUCAGAUCACGAGUCUGCCCCGGCCUUACGUCGACGCCGGACGUGCGCGUUCGGUGAUUGGAUGAGCGCCUGCUGUUGCCGCAUUUCCACCCAAAAUGGCCGAAGAUCUCCACGGGACUACUUUCCACACCAUUUUCAAGACGGACCUUGCACCGGCUUUCCCAAUUGAAGUUGUUUUAGCAAGGCAGCAAGGAAACAUCAGAGCACGGCCGGCCACUUACAAGCUACGUAUGGUGCGUUUCAAAACGUUUGGGGACACUCGCGUAGAUCUGCUGCUCAAUGAACAGGCACUACAUUGGUGAGUCAAUGAAUUCCAUUUUGCAUUGCUUAUUUUAUUUCGUUGGUAUUAACGGUCACGAAAUAAAAUGACAAAGAUGCGAGAAUGUAUCAAAUAGAUCGGCCCGCCUGCAAUUUCCUACCGUUCCUACCGACUGCUGUCAGGCUGAUGAAUAAAAAAUAACAAUCAUAAUAAUAAUAAUAAUAAUUAAAUGAUGCGAAGGAAAAUUGUAAAUAGUACUGCGAUUUAUCCAUUUUGUGUUCAUAUUGCAUUUAAUUGAAAGAUGUUUGUUGUUUUUUUUCUCUUUCUUCUUUCUACAUACUGUCUUGCUGCUGGAGGCUGUAAAUUUCCCCAGUGUGGGACGAAUAAAGGAUACCUUAUCUUAUCUUAUUUCUAAUGGCACAUUGUAGUCAGCUUCGUGCACUAAAAUUCGUUCCAUCUCAGCUGCUCAACAUUUUGAGUUAUUUGCCGUUGUAUAGCCAAAUCUCAAAAUGCAAAUGAUCUGUUCAUUUUAUUUUCAAAGAAUAGUUUUGUUAUUGUUGCGCGACAUUGCGCAAUGUAUUGGACAGACUUGUUUAUGAUCACACGGCGUCCUUUGGGUGGCAUUUUAUUGAGUACUUUUUAAAUCUUUUGAUUUUGGACAAUAUCCGUCAAUUGAGUUUCUUGCUCUUAAUUGCAAAUGCAUACUUGAUGGGUUGAAAUGCUCCUGAAAUGAUGUGCUGCCCGUAUUGUGUUCAUGUAUGUGACGUCACUGAAGGCCUACGGUUGAAACGCGAGGCCCGCCGCUGGUUUUUCGUCUUUUGUUCAAUGUCAUGUUUUCCGGGAUUUGGGAGUGGACAAUGUCUGACCAUCGUUACGCAGACGGGGCUUCAUUCGUGAUGCUUCAAACAACCUGUGUGAUGAAAUAAAAGUUGCAACCUUUUA